GUGCAGAGGACUGAUACAAAAUUUCCUGCAUCCACUUGUGUUCCACCGUGAGCAAAGCCUGAAAGCCCAACCUGAGAGGAGUCUGUGCUAGCCAGCGGGGAUUUAGGAUUUGCCUGCUGACCCCCAUCCUCACCAGAGAUGGAUCCCAGGACAUCCCUCUACCUCGUGCUCAACUUCAUUGCCUGGGGUGCCUGCUCCCAGGAGAACUGUCUCUGCGCCCGCGGCUUUUGUUUCGAGGGCUGGGUGCAGUAUCAAGACUCCUGCUAUAAGGCUGUGAAGGAACCGAUGAAAUGGCCUGAAGCUGAGGUGGCGUGUCAAAGCUACGGCAAGAAUUCCCAUCUGGCCUCCAUCCACAGCGCAGAGGAAAAUGACUUCAUCUUUCACCUGAUGGGCAAGCCCCUGGAUUACACUAAAGGGCAGGCCUACUGGAUCGGUGCACAUGACACUUUCAAGGAGGGGUCUUUCAUGUGGACGGAUGGUUCCAAAUACAAUUUCCAGACAUUUCCUGCAGACCAGCCCGAUGGUCUCCCGGGAGAAAACUACCUGGGCUCUUGGACCCUGGAAAACGGCUUCGUCACCUGGAACGACUAUGGCCCCAGCUGGUCUUUCCCGUUCGUUUGCAAAUACACCCUGCGGAACAGCUUCAGGGACCAAUCCUGGUAACAGGACGUGGUGGAAGAUGCCGCCUGUAUCCUGCAGUGGAGGCUGCGUCAACUUCCUGUGCUGUAGCUUCAGAUCUGGAACCAUUUACUGCUGUGUCCUUAUCCCGUCUUUUGUGUCCUGGAUAGAACUGGGCAAAUAACAGGUUUGGGGGUUUGCUGGGAAUUCCGAAAAAUUGGGAGGGAAAAAAAUGUUUAAAAAAAUAUUCUGCAAAUGCAGAAGGGGGGGAAUAAUUUUGCACCAAACAAAAAUUUUGUUUUGAUUGUGACCAUUUUAAAACUCUGUUUGUUUUUAAUCAGACUAAAGGCCAUUUCAAAAGGAAAAGUAGUUUCAGACCAAAGACGCUAAAGGUUUAGAUUUUUCUGGGUUGGUUUUUAGUUUUGGCCGAUACACGUCAGUGAAGCCAAAACAAUUCACCAAGUGAUUCGGUUUCACCAAACCUGCAUUUUUCACCAGAAAAGGGGCAGGUCUGAAAAGUGUCACCCGCCUGUAUUCCCCCUCGGUCCCAGGUGGCGUCUCGUGCUGGGAGCCACUUUCCAGUGCGAACCCGCAGCAGGCCGGAGGCCGGGGGAACAAAGGUCACAGUCUGUUUGGACUCCAGAGCCACUGCGCUCUCACUGGCAUGGCAUCAUUCAGCGAUUCUGCUCAUGCAAAUCUGCUUAGGGAGCUCCCUGCUCUGAUCCCUGCUUCUCUUUCUGCCUCCUCUCCCUCCUGCUUUAUACAUGUACCUGCUCAUUCCUACAAAUGUUCUGGGCCAAAACAAAAUGAUCAAUAAAAAAGCUGCUCGCCCAGAGAA
This is a messenger RNA of Malaclemys terrapin pileata, 1456 nucleotides long. RefSeq names its product lectin-like. The transcript has 6 exons. The record is from RefSeq and is a predicted model, not a curated record. Gene Ontology annotation, molecular function: signaling receptor activity. Lineage: Eukaryota; Metazoa; Chordata; Testudines; Emydidae. The coding region runs from base 139 to 663 and encodes 174 amino acids.